This is a messenger RNA of Myxocyprinus asiaticus (Chinese sucker), 2630 nucleotides long. RefSeq names its product allograft inflammatory factor 1-like (gene aif1l). NCBI's taxonomy places the organism in Eukaryota, Metazoa, Chordata, Actinopteri, Cypriniformes, Catostomidae. The record is from RefSeq and is a predicted model, not a curated record. Gene Ontology annotation, molecular function: calcium ion binding; actin filament binding. Bases 125 to 577 code for a protein of 150 amino acids. Gene Ontology annotation, cellular component: ruffle membrane; actin filament. The transcript is spliced from 8 exons. Gene Ontology annotation, biological process: ruffle assembly; actin filament bundle assembly.
CAUCACAGAGAGACCUGCGCCUCUAAAAGCAGCGCGAGAUUCCUUCUCUCCCGCAUAACAGACAAGAGCGGUCAUUCAACGCUGGUCUCUCUUCCGUCAUUACCACCUCUCAGCAUGCCUUCAAAUGUCAAUACACAAGGCGGGAAAGCCUUCGGGUUGCUUAAAGCACAGCAGAGGGAGAAGCUGGAGGAAAUCAAUAAGGAGUUUAUGGAAGAUCAGAAGUAUCGGGAUGAGGAGGAUUUGGCAGAGAAGCUGGAUUCUUUUAAAAAAUCACAGCUGUCAUGUAACUGACCUCUACAUUCUGCCGCUGUCAGAUGAUAAGUAUGCAGAAUUUGACCUUAACGAUCAGGGGGAUAUUGUGCUGGCCGCCUCCCACAUAAAACACAGAUCACACAUACAACAUGAUGGGUCUGAAGAGAAUGAUGGAGAAGCUGGGUGUUCCAAAGACUCAUUUGGAGAUGAAGAAAAUGAUCUCAGAGGUGACGGGGGGCUGCAGCGACACCAUCAACUACAGGGACUUUGUCAAAAUGAUGCUUGGCAAGAGAUCAGCUGUCCUCAAACUGGUUAUGAUGUUUGAAGAUAAAGCUAACGGGACCAGCUGUAAACCUGAUGGGCCGCCACCCAAACGUGACAUCACCAGCCUACCAUAGAUCAGCUGAGGAGUGGAGAUUGAUUUGAAAAGACCUCCCUGCAUUUGCAAAUCCGCCCAAUUAACAUUAGGGGCUAGGUUUAAAUAGCCUUACCUAGAAUCUGUUGCCAAGACCCUGGGAAAAUCUUAGUUCAAAGAAGGACAAAAUGGGUAAAAAAGAGAACGAUGUCUAUAUAUAUACUGUGAAAAAGUCAAAGCGCAAAGUAGCUUUUUAUAAGUAAACAAAUGUAUAUAUUUAUAUAAAAAGGGUGUUUCUGAAUAGUGUUUACAAGCACAAAUCCUGUCACUGGUGAAGUAAUGGUAACGUUUAGUGUGUAACACUGCAAGUGUACGAAGUAUAGUGUACAGGAUGACACCAUUUUAGGUUGCAAGACAAAUUUUUAGAAUUAAGAUUUUUCUUCAAAAUCCUAGUGUGCUUGUUCUUUUCCACUAUAUUUGUGUUUGCCAGUACAGUCUAAUUUGCAAUUCAUUCAAAACGCUUGAAGCAUUUUUCAGCUUGUACUAACUCUACUCACCGUGUCCUGUAGUGUGACAUCAUAGAUGUGUGUGAGGCUGUUUUGUUUUAAGAUUCGGUUAGUGCUCGGCCAGUUGCCAUGAAACAGCUUUUGAUUUAGGUUGGUGUUCUAACUUAUCUGGUGUUCCUAAAUGCAGGAUUUCCUUUUGUGUUUUUAACAUUUCUUUACAGGAAGGCAAGGGAAGGGAGAGUGCUGGGAUUUGAGGGAGGGAGCGAGCCACAGAGGGAAAACCAAGAAUUAGAAUAGUUUUCAUUCAUCAAAUUUGUUUGCUCAUUCCGUUUCACCAUUUUUCACUUUUUUUCCCACACUGUCUUCACACUCUCCCUGAUACUUGUCAACCUGUAUGUGUGUUGUAUGGCUUGUCUGAACUAAAUGACUGUAAUCUGUAAUCUUACUGUACUGUAACAGCACAUUAACAGUUAAGCAUAUACAUUGUACAGAUAUGCUUUGAAUCAGACUUUUAGGAUGUGCUUAAUUCUCCUGCUUAGAAUUGAUCAUGGAUAGAUGUGUCUUUAGGACCAGCUGCAUUUAAGAUCCCUAGGGGUCUUAUCUUUGGUCACUGUAUGGCUAUGAAACCACUCUUUCCAAGUGCCUCACUCAGUUUGAUGUAGCAGAUGUUUUGAGUGAAGAUUGAGUGAAGCAUCUUUGAAAAGGAUUGUGUGUGUGUGUGUGUGUGUGUGUGUGUGUGUGUGUGUGUGUGUGUGUGUGUGUGUGUGUGUGUGUGUGUGUGUGUGUGUGUGUGUGUGUGUGUGUGGGUUUAGGUUUGGGUUUAUGCAUGUAUGUGCUUGGAAUUUAUAUUCUGAGUCGCAUUUUCAGACAUUCCAGGAAUGUCUUUGUGUGGUGGAGUCCUUGGAAAUCUGUUUGUCUUGUUUUAACUCAAGCAAGCAUAAAUGUUGUGCAGCUCUGCUGAGAUUAUGUAGUGCUGUUGUCCUCUUAUUCUUUUAUUUUCCACUUGCCUCAAGUUUUCUAUCUAUAAAAUCAGUUCCAUGUGAUGUUUUGUGAAAGGCAAUCCCUAUUGUUAAGUAGAAUUUUUUUUUUUUUUUCUUUUAGUUUGUUUCACCGAGUCUCCUUUCUGACUAUGAGUAAGAUAAGGUCAUGACAGAUCAGUCAGCAGAAGUGUUGUGUUUUGAACUCUAUCUGCAAACAAAACCACUUUUAUUUGUUUGAUUUGUUUGAUUGUUUAUUUGUCACAUGUGAUGUUUUAUGGGGUUUAUUGUUGUGCCUCUGUUCAAUUGUAUUUCAUUGACUUUUUAUUUUCCUCUUAAAAUAAUUUGCAUAUGAAUCAAUAGCUGCAUUGUAUUGCUAUUUAUUAGAAAAUCUUUUUUUAAUGAGUUAUUAGUUUUCUCUGUCAGCUUAUUAAUUAGUGGAGGCAUUUUUAAAGUUAUAAAUGUCCCCAAAUGUGCAUCAAAUGUUUUUUUUUUUUGGCAAAUACCAAAGGCAGUAAAGAUCCUACUGUUACACCUAAA